Molecule: messenger RNA, 2101 nt
Organism: Neohortaea acidophila
Lineage: Eukaryota; Fungi; Ascomycota; Dothideomycetes; Mycosphaerellales; Teratosphaeriaceae
Product: origin recognition complex subunit 3 N-terminus-domain-containing protein
Exons: 2
Coding region: 26-2014 (662 amino acids)
Biological process (GO): DNA replication initiation; DNA replication
Cellular component (GO): DNA replication preinitiation complex; nuclear origin of replication recognition complex; nuclear pre-replicative complex
Molecular function (GO): DNA replication origin binding
Source: RefSeq, a predicted model, not a curated record
CCUGCGAAAUGCAUUGACAACGACCAUGGAAUACGAGACGUGCUAUGUUUUUGAACCGGAGCAACAGCGUCCUGCAAAACGACGCAAAAUUGAUUUCCAAGGACUGCAAGCAUCGUGGCCGAUCCGCCAGGUUGCAUAUGAGAAAGCGUGGACGGCGCAGCUGAGGGGUAUCGAUAAAAAACUUGCAGCGAUCAAUGCAAAGCCGAUCGCCGAAAUCAGUGCUUUCCUUGAUGACGUCCUGCACUCUGCUCAGCAAGGACGAGUCCCCACUGCCAUCAUCUCUACCGGACCAGAUGCUGCGUCUCAGAGCUCGAUUUUCAACGCUUUGUCGUCCCUCGAGGGCUCCAAGAGCAAACGGACUCUCGUUCAGCUUUCGGCGAGUACGGGGACCAACCUCAAAGCCUUACUCAAAUCCAUCAUUCAAAAGGCAACGACACGCGCAGAGGACCAUGACGAGGAUGAUGAAGGCCACAUGACCACCAAAGGAGGCUCGACACUACUGAACUACGAUCUCGAGAUCCUCGCAGACUAUGUGCAUGACCAUGGGCUUCGGCAAGUCGUGCUGGCUUUCCAGGAUACGGAAGCUUUUGACAGCACGCUCCUCUCCGAGCUGAUUGAAGUGUUGAGUUUCUGGCACGACCGGAUUCCAUUCGUCUUCCUCUUCAGGAUCGCUACGUCUCUGGAAUCGCUCCAAUCGAGGCUGUCCAAAGAUGCUGUGAAGUGCAUGCAGGGCCGUUUGUUCGACGUGGCGACCUCCGCGGAAGCUGUCGAGCACAUCUUAGAAGCGAUUACCGACAGCGAGACGCUGCUGUGGAUUGGGCCGGGUUUGCUGAGCACGAUUGUGGAGCGCCAGAACGACUACAUCCAUAACACGGAUACACUUGUUGAUGCGCUGCAAUAUGCGCUCAUGUCGAAUUACUACGCUAAUGCGCUGAGCAUCUUUCUCGACCCUUACGUCCAGUACAAAGACGUUCCCUCGGACCACUUUGAAGCCGUGCGCCACCUGGACUCUUUCCGCACUUUCUGCGAGCAGCUCUUGGAGAAGAAGCAGGCUCUUCGACUCAAAGACUUGCUUGAAGAGGAUGAGAUUCUGUUCGGCACAGUACGCUCAAUGGUCGAGCAGGGCCGGAAGGCUCUGGCUGAUCUGGUCGUUGCUGUUGACGUCGUGCGAGAGCUCCAAAAGCACCUGCCUCAGCAACAAAGGGCACCCAAGUCGAAACUCUACAUCCAAGCUCUAUCCCACAAGUUGCAAGACUCAAGCCAAGUUCGCUCGAUGCUGCUGUCGGUAAGGAAGGCUCCAUCGAGUACGGUCAUGCAUAUCAUGGAUGCAAUACUGGCUCUGAAGAUACCUGGUGACAUCCACGACCGAUGUGCAGAAGUACAGAAGAGCUUGACCGAGCUGCUCGGUUCUUCCGACACCAAGCAACCGCUGAGAAGCGAGGAUGACGUGAAGAACUCGACACUGCGCACCACCGUCGUGGCGCAAAAGGUCGAGCUAAGCAGACAGAAAUCCUCGCUGUCCAAGCAAGACGAAGCAUACACCGCAAUCCUUCGCCGCUUCACAGACCUACUUGAAGCCUAUUUCCGCGACACGCUGAUUGCACCGACGGACCUGGUCUUCCACGAAAUCUUUCUCUACGAUCUCAAAUCUCCACAUCGCGAGGCCUUCACCCCGCGGCCACGACAUGCUGUUGAGCGCGCAUUGGCCGCUCCGCACGACUAUUUGGACUGCGAUUGCUGCAAGCCGGAAGUCGGAGAAGGGGACGAAUCCACUCUUGCAGCCUGUCAGCCGGCAACGGCGGUAUUGUAUCAGCUCUACCUGGAGUCAGGGAGCUUAAUCAAUGCGAGUGAUCUUUGGCAAGCCUUCCGCGCUGUGCUGGGAGAGGAGCAGGAUGAGGGGCAGAAGCAAGCGCUGUUCCAACGCUCGUUGGCAGAACUUGAUUACCUCGGGAUGGUGAAGAGUACGAGGAAGAGGGUGGAUCAUGUUGCCAAGGUAGCUUGGAAAGGGCUAUGAGCGCGGGUGUGCUUGCAAUAAGCCUCACUAUAGAUUUCUCGAUUGGGACUCAAUGACAAGCAGCGCUCUUGGUUGCGCUCGCACCAC